Astrephomene gubernaculifera is the source of this 6263-nucleotide messenger RNA. The record is from the annotation of a GenBank genome assembly. Lineage: Eukaryota; Viridiplantae; Chlorophyta; Chlorophyceae; Chlamydomonadales; Astrephomenaceae.
AACGCUCUGCGCAUUGUUUACAACGCUUGACAAGCCUGUAGUUCGCCGCGCUUCGGGGCGCGCAUGGCCCCGAGUCGAGAGCGGGGCGGAGGGCCGGCUCCCGGCCAGCAGCGGCCGCAGGGCCAGGCUGCAGGUGGUCGGGGUGGCGGCCGGGGUCCACACGGUGGUGGCCGCGGCGCAAACCCAAAUGCUUCGGUAGCCAAAAAGUCUCAUGAUAAUGGAAAUGCCCCUCAACAACAAACACAGCAAAGUCAGGGCGGAGCAGCUCCAGCGGCGGAACCUGCCAAGCAAGGCGGCUGGGGUUCCGGCACAUCAUUUAAGGACAAGCUGAUGGCUCCCAAGCAGGAGCCUGUGCCUGCUCCUGCGCCUGUUGCUCCUCCAGUUGCAAAGGAUUCCGCCGCCAAGCCAGCGGCAAGUGGUCCCGAUGCUACAAAGCCGGCUGCUGCAGGUGCAGCCGCACCCGCACCUGCCACUGGGCCACGCCCAUGCGCAACUGCGGUAACUACGGCGGUUGCGGCUCCAGGUCCCGAUGCCAGCGACAUUCAGUUUGGCAGCUUUAUGGAUGGCGAGGUUGCGCAGGGCAAAGAGCAGCCGGCGGUGCCACAGGGUCCGCUGCCGACCGCUGUGCCCACGGCCGUUGAGGCAGUCCGCCACCAAUCGCGUCAGGUUAUUCGAACCAAUAGUGCGCCUGCUUCGGCGAACCCGGCACAGGAGGGUGCGCGUGACGGGCCCAUCUUUGUGCCCCAUAAGAUGGAGCGCAGCAACCAGCAGCCCAGCAGGAUGGCAGCAGCAGCAGCGGCUCCGGUUGAUGUGCCCCAGCCUAGCGCAGUGCAGGAGGUUGCAGUGCCCGUGAUCGUGCCCGCAGCAGCUCCCCCAGUCGUGAUCGCACCCGCCCCCAUUCCGGUAGCAGUUCCAGUUCCCGCACCGCGUGAAGCUCCUCCUCCGCAGCGGCAGCAGCAGCAGCAGGGCCCCCACGCUGAGCGGCCGCACGGGCGCCACGACCGGCAGAGCCACGGUACCGGUCCCCUGCCGUACGCGCACGUCGGCGGCGGCCCCAUGCCCCAGGCGCAGUCCGGCGGCCCUGUUGGCCCUCACCACGGCCAGCAGCGGCACCAGCACCAGCACCACCCCCCGCCACCGCCGCCGCAGCAGCAACCCGGCUACGGUCCCGGGCCGGCUGGCCAGCCGCCGCAGCCGCCGCACCACCACAUGCAGCAGCCUGGGGGGCCGCGCGGCGGCGGCCGGGGCGGUCCUGCCCCGCAGCAGGUGCCCAUGCAGGUCGCUGUGCCCGUGCAGGGCGGCUACCCGCAGCCCGCGUACGGCAUGCCGCCGUACGGCCACCAGGCGACUGCGCCCAUCAACAUGGCUCAGCAGCAGCACGGCUACGCCGCAGUGGCCGGGCAGCACAGCCACGGGCACGUCGCGGGCGCCUCCCCCGGUCAGCACAUCCCAGCGCCGCCUCCUCCGCAGUACGUGGUGGGCAGCCCCAGCCAGUACCAGCACCCGUACAUGCAGGCGGCGCCAGCCUUCUUCCCACCGGGCACUGUGAUGGGCCCCGCGCCGGUGGCCGUGCCGCUGAUGGUGCCCAUGCAGCCGCACCCGCACCCGCACCACCACGCGCCCGGGGCCCCGCAUGGCGCCCCCACGCACCUAAUGGCCACCUCACCCCCCAUGUCAGUUGGAUUCCACGUCCAGCCGCCGCAGCAGCACGCGCCACCGCCUCCCGCGUACGGCCCCGGGCCCUCCGGUCCGCAGCCCACCCCCAUGGCUAUCCCCAUCCCACCCCCCAGCGCUAGCGCCGGCAGCGGUGCCCCCAAUGCGCCGGUUGCCGCCGCCGCGCAGGCAGCCAUUAACGCAACCAAUGCAGCUGCUCCUGUGUCCGCGGUGCCCGCCGUGGUGCAGCCCCCCCAGCCGCCACCCCCGCAUGUGCCCACCGCUAGCCCUGCGCCCGUGCAGGCGCCUCCGACCAUGCCACCCGCGGCUGCGGCGACCGGCGGCGCCCCGGCUCAGCCCCCGGCUCCUGCGCCUGCUCCGCCUCCUGCGGCCGCCAGCGUGACGCCGAGCAAGCCGGUGUCCACCACGCCAGGGCCGCCCAAGCGGGUUCUGAAGAUCAUGGACCCCUCGUCGCACAAGGAGGUCAACCUCGCCACGCCGCCGCCCGCGGCUGCUGCUGGGGACGCCAAGGCCGCUGAGGGCGCCGGUGCCGCCACGUCUGCGGCUAAGCCGGUUGUGGCUCCAACUGUCCAGCCGCCCACGCCGCCUCCCAAGAAGAAGGUGCUGGAGAUUAAGGACCCCAAGCCGAAGCCGGCUCCGGAGCCCAAGCCGGCUGAGGUCAAGCCAGCUGAGCCCGCGAAGGCGCCCGAGCCCACCGCCGCACCUGCAGCCAGCGAGGCGGUGCAGCCGGCGAAGCCAGCCGAGGCGGCCGCCGCCCCGCCGGCGGAGGCUGCGGCUCCCGCUGCGGAGGCUGCCAAGGCCGAGCCCGCUGCCGCUGCUUCGGAGGCUCCUGCUAGCGCCCCAGAGGCUGCCCCCGCUGCGGCCACCCCGCCCAAGGAGCCGGCGUCCUUCCAGAUCGAUGUAGCCGACGAGGAGGAGGCUGAGGAGGCCAAGGCCCCCGCGGCUCCGGCGGCGGCUCCUGAGGCCGCGGCCCCCGCUGCUGCACCGGCCGCUGCUCCCGAGGAGGCCCCCGCUGCUCCCGCGCCCGGCACCGCGUCCGGCUCGGGCUCCGGCGACGACAGCUCCGCCCCCGGUGCCGGCGGCGCGGGUGCGGGCAGCCGCAAGAAGAACCUGAAGCAGGCCAUCCGCGACGCCGAGGCCAAGGGCGCCAACAACGACCUGCUGUCCGCCUUCCGCGAGCCGCCGCCGCCGCCCAAGCCGGAGGCCGCGGAGGCAGCCAAGACAAAGGAGGCGGCCCCCGAGGAGCCCAAGGCCGCCCCCGCCGCCCCCGUUGAGGAGGUGACGGAGCACUGGGAGGAGCGCGCCGACGAGGAGCCUGUGGCGGCUGCCGCUGCUGGCGACGGCGACAAGCGGCUGCGCUACUCGCGCGACUACCUGCUGUCCAUCGGCACGCGCGUGCUGGUGCCGCUGCCGCGCCCGCUGGACCCCUACCACCACCAGAUGCUGGUGCUAGACAAGCCGCAGGACAACACGCGCAUCGGGGCGGGCCUGGCGCUGGGCCGCGCGGGCAGCCGCGAGAUGGAGUGGGGCCGCGGGCGCGACGACCGGGGGCGCGGCGGCGACUUCCGGGGUGGAGACAUGCGCGGGGAUCGGGGUGGCGGCAUGGGCGGGGACCGUCGGGAUCGUGACGGCAUGCGGGGCGGCGGACAGGGCCGCGGGGGACCCGGCGGCAUGGACCGCAGGGGCUCAGCGAGCAUGGAGGAUGCCUGGCAGCGCCGCGGCCCUCCCCCGCCGCCCUCGCCCGGCGGCGACAUGCGCGGCGGCAGUCGGGGCAUGUCGCGGCAGGGCUCCGGCUCCACCUCUGGCUACGGCGGCGGCGGCGGCCCGGUGAACCUGCACAAGAGCGACAACCGCUGGCAGGUGGGCGUGAGCACCGCCUCGGACCAGGAGGAGGAGAAGAAGCAGAAGACGUUCAAGGGCAUCCUGAACAAGUUGACGCCCGACAACUACGAGCGGCUCAAGCAGCAGAUCCUCAGCGUGCCCAUCGAGGAGCAGAAGACGCUGGUUGGCUUCAUCAACCAGAUCUUCGACAAGGCGCUCAUCGAGACCACAUUCAGCGAGAUGUACGCCAACCUGUGCAAGGAGAUCCACCCCAACCUGCCCCAGUUCCCCUCCCCGGAGCCCAACUCCAAGCCGGUGGACUUCCGCCGGCUGCUGCUGAACAAGUGCCAGCAGGAGUUCGAGGACGGCGUUGCGGCCAUGAAGAAGGUGAAGGAGCGCGAGGAGCACAACAAGGAGGAGGCGGAGAAGGAGAAGCAGGGCAAGGAGAAGACCGCGGCUGCGGACAGCGGCAAGGAGGAGGGCGAGAUCCCCGCCUCUCCGCCCGCCGCCUCCCCCGCCGCCGCCACCGACGACGCCCGCGCCAAGGCCCAGGCUGAGGCGGCUGAGGCCGAGCGCGAGCUGAAGGCCCGGCGGCGCAUGUUGGGCAACAUCCAGUUCAUCGGUCACCUGUACAAGUGCGGUCUGCUGACGGAGCGCAUCAUCCACAGCUGCAUCGUGGCGCUGCUGAACGACGAGGCCAACCCGCGCCCCGACGACAUCGAGUGCCUCUGCAAGCUGCUCACCACGCUGGGCAAGCAGCUGGAGGAGCAGGUGAACAGGAAGGGCCCCGCCAACGGCAACCCGCUGGACGUGUACUUCCAGCGCAUGGAGCGGCUGCGGAGGGGCUCAAACCUGGACUCGCGCAUCAAGUUCGCCAUCCAGGACGUGCUGGACCUGCGGGCGGCCAGGUGGGUGUCCCGGCGCAAGGUGGAGGGGCCCAAGCGCAUCGAGGACGUGCACCGAGAGGCGCAGGCGCAGAUGGCGGCGCAGGCGUCGCGGGACCGGGAGGAGCGCUACGCGCAGAGGGGACCUGGCGGGCGUGGCGGACCGGGCAUGGGCCGCGACGCCCCCCCGCCGCCCGGCCGCUUCGGCGGCCCCGGCCCCGCGGACGAGGCUCGGCUGAUGGGUCGCGGCGAGGUGCCCCGCCCGCUGCGUGGGGCCGGCAUGGAGCGGCAGGGCAGCGCCGAGGUCAGCCUGCGGCCCUCAUCCUUCCUCACCAGCAAGCGGACCGGCAGCCCGGCCCAGCCCCCCACUGCGGCCGCUGCCAGCUCCCGUGAGCCCGCCGCGGCCGGCCGGCCUCAGCCGCCCGCCCCCGCUGCUCCUUCGGCGCCAGCUGCGCGGGAGGCGCCACCGCCGCCACCUGCGGCAAUGGACGAGGCGACAGCAAAGAAGAAGGGCGCCCUCUGGGUGAAGGAGCUGUACGAGCUCAAGGUGAAGGCGGACGCCGCGGAGAGCCUGGCCAGCCUGAAGUCCGCCGGCGCGCCCAUGGGGGUGCUGCUGGCGGCCGCCAUCCGGGAGGCCUUCGAGGUGCGCGGCAUCGACCCGGCGGCGCGCCUGGACCUGCUCAAGGAGGUGCUCGUGGAGCAGCUGACCUCCACCGAGGGGGUGCUCAACUCGUCCAUGCUGGAGGACGCGUUCGGCAGGUUCAUGGGCGAGCUGCACACCUGGGUGGAGGACAACCCCAAGGCUGCAGGUGUGGCCGCCAAGGCCAUCGGCCAGCUGGGCGCGCAGGGGCACCUGAGCCUGGGCCCCUGCCUGCGCCCCGCGCUGGAGGUGAAGGGCGGCGGCGCUGCGGACGGGGAGGACGGCGGUGACGCGUCGGACCUGCCCCCGCUGGUGGAGAGCGGCGUGGCGGGGCAGGACAUCCUGACCAACGUGCUGCAGGCGGCGUGUGACGCGGGCAGCAUGGACAAGGCGGCGGAGCUGUGGCGCGCUUCGGGUCUAGAGGCGGCUCGGUUCUUCGACAUGGAGGAGGACGCGCAGGCUCUGGCGGAGAAGUUCGCUUUCCUCUCCGGUUGACUUAGUAGGGCCGUAGCAAUACGGUGAAGCGUCCUCGUCCUGACAUGCGCUUGUACUGCGUGAUUGAAGUGGCGGGUUGCGUAUGUCAUGCGCGGCAGGUGGUGACGGUGCGGUGGGGAGGUAGUUUGUCAGUGUACGCAGCUGGGCUGUUUUGCAUGUUGUGCGAUGUUGUGCUCGGUGCGCUCCGUUUUUGAUGUCGCCGGCGCAGGUGCAGCCGUUGCACCCCGGCCGCCACCACAUGAGGGCAGCAUUGGCAUGCUUCCUAGUGCAAAGCAGGAGCGGGGUAGGGGAGUGCAAGACGGACGACAGCGUAGUUGCCUGGGAGGCUCCAUGCGUGCGUGCGCACGGCAUGGGCACGAGCACGGUAGUCGUGCAGCUUAGCAACGGGCAUCCAUCGGGGCAUUUCAGCGGCAGUGAUUGCUGGACGGCGGCUUUUCGAUAGUAGCAGCAUAGGGGCGAGUGCUAUCGUAGGAACCAGGACACACUUAUUUGGCUUGCUAGAAGGUUCACAUUCUUAUACUGAGUGGGGUCGUGUUUCUCCUUAGCCAUGGCUGGUGUGGCUGUCACUGCAUGCGGCGGAGAUACUCCCCCAUACCAGAAUUGAACCCGUCGGCAAGCUAGCCAAGAAUGAAAUGGGCAACCAGUACCACGCAUGUAAGCUAUGUCCUAGUUGUUACCUUCACCACUCUCACCCAGGCCGCAUCUUAUGACCCCCCGACAAACCCCUAAGGCCAAAGCGUACAAUGCAC